Octodon degus (degu) is the source of this 1311-nucleotide messenger RNA. It is a transcript of the gene R3hdml, whose product is annotated as R3H domain containing like. The transcript has 7 exons. The record is from RefSeq and is a predicted model, not a curated record. The coding region runs from base 1 to 1311 and encodes 436 amino acids. Lineage: Eukaryota; Metazoa; Chordata; Mammalia; Rodentia; Octodontidae.
AUGCUCCUGCUGCCCAGCACCGUGGGCCUGGCAGGUCUGAUCCUCUGGGCAGGCCAGAUGGUGGAUGCCUCGAUGAUACCCAAUGCCACUGUGACCCUGGCCCAGCUGGAGGGCAUAGCUGUGCGGCCUUUGAGUGGCCUAGGGGUGCCCCGGUCUCGCAGGAAGCGCCACCUCUCUGCGUUGGACAUCACGGCCUUAUUGGAUUAUCACAACCAGAUUCGGGCCAGCGUGCACCCACCUGCUGCUAACAUGGAGUACAUGGCAUGGGCAAGCUCUCUGCAUGGCGGCUGCUGGCCUUCAGAACAUCCCUGUGAGGCGAGUGCCGCUCUCCUCAUCCUUGUUUUAUCGAUGAGGAGCCCCAGGGAGGAAAGUGAAGUAAUCCACCCCAGUAACUUGCCGAGCAAGGUUGGUUACAGAGCGAUCUUUCCACCGUCCCUGAGCUUCUUCCUUGUUCCGGACCCCUCCAGGUACACCUCCGUAUUGGAUCUUGUGAAGAUGUGGGCCAAUGAGAGGCAGGAUUACUCAUUCCCAGCUCCGAGCGAUUGCAAUCCUCACUGUCCCUGGCACUGCAGAGGCCCUGUCUGCACCCACUACACCCAGAUGGUGUGGGCCUCCUCCAACCGGCUGGGCUGUGCCAUCCACACCUGCGACAGCAUCAACGUGUGGGGCAGCACCUGGUACCAAGCAAGCUACCUGGUAUGCAACUAUGCCUCGAAGGGCAACUGGUUGGGUCAGGCGCCCUACAAGAUGGGGAUACCUUGCUCCGCCUGUCCUCGCAGCUAUGAAGGCAGCAGCUGCUACAACAACAUGUGCUUCCACGGGCCCAACUCCAACCAGUUCCUGAGGUCUAAGCCCUCUCGGCGCUUUAGGGCACUUCCAGUCUGGCUCCUGGCUUUCUCUGUGAGGAAGGUGAACUCUUAUCCUAUUGAGGAUGAGAGUGGCAAAGGUUCAAGAGAAAAAAGAGCUGAGAUGAGAAGAAUCAAUAAGAUAACCGGGUGGUGGCAGCUGGCCUCGCUCACUGCCUUCCUGGUGGACUGGCUUCUGGUGGCGCCGCUGCUGCUGGCUGUGGGCUCCGGCUCCUCCAUGCCCCCCGGUGACCCGCUGGGCUGCUCCCUUGGCCAUGGUCAGCGUGAACGUGCCCCUCGGGGCCCCAGUCGAGGGUCCUUAUGGAAUCCCCACACUGGAAGUAGCCAACUGACCAUCGUCAGUGGAGGGAAGACCGGGGAAUCUGUGGAGGAACGAUGUGUCACUGUUGGAGGAAAACGGGCUGAUCUGUGUAGAGAUGGGGAGGAACCUCCAGGCCCGCAGUAG